AUGGGUACCUAUUCAAAAGCGCUGUUAGCUUUUGAGAAAGCUCUUGUCAUUGGACAACAGUUAUUUCCGUCUGACCCUAUUCUUUUGAGUUCGUGUUACGGCAACAUUGGCGCCGUGUAUGAGCACAUGGCUGGUAGUUCAAAAGCACUCUCAGCGUAUGAAAGGUGUCUGAUGAUUCAACAGCAAUCACUUCCCUCGAAUCAUCCUUGUUUGGGAACUUCCUAUAAUCACAUCGGCUCGGUGUAUCGUAGUAUGGGUGACUAUCGAAAAGUACUUUCAGCGUACGAAAAAGGUCUUGUAAUUGUCAGUCAGACACUUCCUCCUACCCACCCUAGUUUGGCUGAAUUCUACAAUAAUACUGGUACUGUGUAUUACGACAUGAGCAAUUAUGAGAAAGCACUCUCCUUCUAUGAAAAAGCGCUUGAAAUUCAACAACAAUCGCUUCCAGACACUCAUCCCACUUUAGCUUCAUUGUACAAUAACAUCGGUGUUUUGUAUGGACACAUGUGGAAUUAUCAAAAAGCACUCUUCGCUUUUGAGAAAUCUCUUGCUAUCUGGCAAAGAUUACUUCCUUAUAAUCAUCCUCGAUUGGCUACACAUUACAACAAAAUUGACGUCAUAUACCGCCACAAAAACGAGCAUGCAAAGUCACUCUUGGCUUAUAAAAGGGCUCUUACGAUCGUGCAACAAUCAUCCUAUUCAAAUCCUCAGGAUUUAGCUUUAUCAUUCAUGAAUAUUGGCCAUCUAUAUCAUGAUAUGGGCGACUAUCCAAAAGCACUUUCGUACUAUGAAAAAGGCCUUGCAAUUCGACAACAAUCACUUCCUAACACUCAUCCCAGUUUGGCUUUGUCGUACAAAAGUAUCGCUAUGUGGUAUGAAAAAAUGAAUAAUUAUCUGGAAGCCUAUCUAUUCUACGAGCAAGCUGCGGAAAUUGCUCAACAAUCGCUACCCUUGUGCCAUCCCGAUAUCCAAAUUUACAAAUAG
Molecule: messenger RNA, 984 nt
Organism: Adineta ricciae
Lineage: Eukaryota; Metazoa; Rotifera; Eurotatoria; Adinetida; Adinetidae
Source: the annotation of a GenBank genome assembly